This is a messenger RNA of Penicillium vulpinum, 1143 nucleotides long. Its product is annotated as ribokinase. Gene Ontology annotation, biological process: D-ribose metabolic process. Gene Ontology annotation, molecular function: ribokinase activity. The record is from RefSeq and is a predicted model, not a curated record. The coding region runs from base 1 to 1143 and encodes 380 amino acids. The transcript has a single exon. NCBI's taxonomy places the organism in Eukaryota, Fungi, Ascomycota, Eurotiomycetes, Eurotiales, Aspergillaceae.
AUGGCAUCUCUCAUCCGAGUCAUUGGAUCCCUCAAUGCAGAUAUGGUCUCAGUCACACCUAGGUUCCCAGACCCAGGCGAGACAAUCACCUCCUCAUCCUACUUCACCAGUGCGGGCGGCAAGGGCGCAAACCAAGCCGUGGCAUGCGGGCGCAUGUCUCGAGCCAAGUCAACAGGCACCACAAACUCCACAAGCAACGUCAAUGUCGAGAUGAUGGGCGCAGUGGGUGGCCUAGACGGCCACUUCUCCGCUUUACUUAAACCGACCCUCGAGAGAUCCGGAGUCGAUCCAUCCCGAGUGAAAGUCAUCGACAACGCAUACACGGGCAUGGCAGUGAUCAUCGUGGACUCUUCGGCGGGUGGCGAGAAUCGCAUUCUCUUCUCGCCCGGUGCAAAUUACGAUGGCAUGCAGCCUACCCCUGAUGUGCUAGGUAUGGCGCUAGCAGCGCCCGUACCCGAUGUUAUCGUUAUGCAGAGCGAGAUCCCAGUCGAGACGAUUAUUGGCACACUACGUGAGAUCGCAGCUUAUAAGGCCAAGACUCGUGUUGCUGGCAAAAAAGGCAUUGAAUGCGGUCCGGAUGUUAUGCUCAACCCGGCACCUGCGCCGCCCGGCGGUUUGCCCGAGGAUGUAUACGCUGCUGUCGACCAUUUAAUCCUAAACGAGACGGAGGCUGAGUUGAUGACUCCCCCUGCGGAGCAACUGCUUCGCACAGUUCCGGACGCUGAGGGCUUGGAUGGGAAGGAGAAGGUCGCUCGGUAUUUCCACAAAUUGGGUGUCACCUACAUUCUCAUCACCUUCGGAGCGAAAGGUGUUUGGUACAGUGCCGCAGAUGCCGGCUCAUCUGGACCCAGUGAUGGAGUUCAGCGCUUCACUAACGACAUUCCAGCUGCCCCUGUCUCUCAGGUAUUGGAUACUACUGGCGCAGGUGAUACGUUUGUUGGGGCCUAUGCGGUCAGGGUGGCACGGGAGCGUGAGCAGCGUCGCGCGGAAGGCAAGGCUGGGCAGGAGGUUGCCGAUGAUGAGAAAGAAUACCGGUACAAGACUGUCAUGGACGAGGCGAUGCGCCUGGCUGCGCGUGCCUCGGCUCGGGCUGUGGAACAUCAGGGUGCUAUGGAUAGCAUUCCUUUUGAGGAUGAGAUCUGA